AUGUUGUCUAACCUCAUCAACGGCAUAAUAGCUGUUGCCGGAGGCCACUCAACCACAGACGCGAACGAUGCCCCCGCCCACUCGCCAACUCUCGACCUGCCCUUGUCUAGGGACUCACCACCCGCCUCAAGAUCCACCCCCACUGUCAUAGACCUCUCUUCGCCCACAAAACCCCCAAGAAAACCCCAGCGCGACGAGAAAAUUUCUGGGAAAUCUCUCUCACGGCCAUCAAAACGUGCUAUAAGCGAGGACGAGAGGCGCCUGGUUGGUGAUUACGAAGUUCCAGCAGAUGCAGUCUCUAUACCCAACCCGUCGUCCUGGAUGUCGGAUCCACGAACCAUGCACAACAAGCCGGGCGCGAACAAGGGAUACAGGCCAGUCGACACACUCAACGGCGUAGCUCGCGCAGCAAUUCGGAAGCCUACAACGUAUGGGAAACAUACCCGUCCCCGUCCCGUGUUAAUAGGCCAGUCGCCAGGUCCGGGUCAGACAGCCUACUCCGAGUUCCAACGAAGCAAGGUACCUACCACACCAAGCCGGCAUGGAUUGUCACGAGGCGAAGAGGGUCAAUGGUCUGGUGGACCUGCAUCCGCAAAACGCAGGAAGACUGAGCAUAUAACCCUAGACGAUGACGAAGACGAUGAAGCCAUGGUGGUGACACGGCCUGAAGCGUCUACCCCUCGCAGGCUGUCUGAUGAAAGACCAGUCUCGGCUAUGUCAUCACAAUCACGUCCUAGUAUUGACAGUGGAAGUACUGGGGCUGAAUUCAAGAUACACCGAACCACAAACGAGUUCCGAGAAGUCGACGGGCUCAUUAAUCCUUCUGCAAAGAAGCCCAGACAAGCAAGUUGCAUUAAGCGCCAAGCUCGCCGGAAUAAUUCCCCUACCGGCCGUGGCACCCUAUCUGAUGAAGCCCACCAGUUCAUUUUACGGGGUUUUAAACAAGGCGAGCCUCAAAAAUUCGUAGAGCGACCAAUCACUUCUGAACAUUUCCCUGAAGCCCGAAUCAACGAAUCGACCACAGAGCAGCCAAGUACCAGCCGCCCCGUCACUAACAACAGCCCCAAUCUCCGUACUCAACAUCAACCAGUGCCUAGGCGAUUAGAUCAGGCUGAAGAUAGCGACAGCGCCGAUGAGCUUGCCAUUUCACCCGUUGCUACCAGGAAGCAGAUCCUGUCACCGUCAAAAGUAAAGAAGGCCGUACAGAGUGGUGCCAAACGAAAUGGACACAGCAAAUCCAGCAGUAAUUCUUGGCCGUUGUCAUUUGCAAGAUCGUAUGACUUUGACGUGGCCGGCUCCAAAAUGGAGGGCGAACAUACUACUCUGGUUCUGCGAAGCGACCCGAAAGGCUUGCGCGUCCAGAAGUACAACACAGAGGGCUAUGAGACAGUCAUUUUUAUCCAUCCUCAAGAAGUCAAUAAGGUCCAUGCAGAUGAGACAAGCCGUGUUCGCCUGGAAGGACCCAGGAAUGCAGAUGGCAAUAUUCCCAUAUUUGAUCUUGAGUUUCUCAACACAAGUGACUUUUUGGCAUUCUGCAAUUCACAUGCAGCGUCUCUGACAACAAGCGGCAAGAUUCUUUCGAAAGAAAAUGAACACAUGCGCCGAUUGUUUACUUCGCCUCUACGAGCAAGGAAUGAUAAAGUAGCAAUGUCUGAAGUCUCAGAUAACGCUUUAACAGACUUCAAGAGUCAUGGAACGCAUUCUGAGCAGGCGGAGAAGUCACUUGGGGUUCGAGAGCGGCGCCACGAAAGGGGUGUCGAAGACAGAUUCACCGUUGAUAAUACGAGAACAGCCACAGCAUUGAUCCGUUCAUCACGCUCACGACCAUUGACGUCCACACGUCUUGAAAGGAGUAGUCCUGAAAUUGUUGAGGUGCCAAAAUACUCCAUCGACAAGGGACUAGGACGACCCUGGACCAAGUCCCUUGAGUAUGGGGAAGGGCGUCAGCGUGCUAUAGUGCACUUUGAUGACUUGCCUCGACUGGACGAAGAGGAGUACUUGAAUGACAGUCUGAUAGACUUCUACAUGAUCUAUCUCUUCAAAAAGCUCAACGUUCCUGCUGACAAGGUCUAUUUCUUCAAUACCUACUUCUUUACCAGACUCACAGAAAAUGCUGGCCGCAAAUCGAUGAACUACAAAGCUGUCGAGCGCUGGACAUCUAAGAUUGACAUUUUCACCUACGACUAUAUCGUUGUACCUAUCAAUGAAUCACAGUCGCAUUGGUACUUGGCGAUUAUUUGCAAUGUCUCAAACAUCCAGCGCAAGCCCGUGCUCGAAGAUAUCGAUGACCCACAGCUUCGCAUGCAAGAAACACCUGAAUUGUCUGCCAUAUCAACUACAGCAAGCGACGGGGAGGGGCACAAAAAGUUGCAAUCGACGUCAAAUCCAAACUCACCUAUGAAGGUCGAAGAAGUGCAUAGCCAACAGGAUGAAGAUCCCAACCUCUUCGAUGAGGUGACGAUAUCCUUAGUUGAUCGUGAUGACCCUGGAACAGGAGCUCGACCCCGGACUGGGGUUGACGAAUCCAAUGCAGUAACUCUUGAAUCGGAAACUGAACAUAUGGAGACGCCGCAGACCGCUAGUGAUCUGGAAGUCCCAUCCCGAGGGAAGCUGGUGCAAUCAAGUCUAUCGUUUGCCAAGAACAAGAACAAACGCAAGGUUGUCCCUAAGAGAGAUCCUACUCAACCAGUAGUUGUUGUUCUCGACUCUCUCGGGGGGAUUGCCCGUAGUGGGGCAGUUCGCACCCUUAAAGACUGGAUAGCAGCAGAAGGCAAAAGCAAGCGGGGCAUGGAAGCAGUCAUCAAAGAGAAUGGCUACUACCCAAAAGGCUCCCAGAUUCCGAUGCAGAACAACUGGACCGACUGUGGUGUUUAUCUACUCGGUUACAUCGAGAAGUUUUUUCAAAAUCCGGACGAGUUCAUGCACAAGCUAUUGACGGGAUCCAUGUCGGCUGAAGAAGACUGGCCAGAGCUCAAUCCUUCAGUCAUGAGGCACAAAAUGCGAGAAAUCAUAUUCGAAUGUCACAAGCAGCAAGAGGUAGCAAGGGCGGCACAGAAGAAGGCAAAGAAGGAAUCGAUGCAGUCAAAGGUUUCGCCUGAUCCGACAGCGAAACAGACGACUAAAGAAACCUCGUGUGAAAGAUCACCGGAUACAAAGACGGAGGCAAAAAGUGACAAGCAUGCUGCCGAUGGAGAUGGCCUACCGCGAGCUGAACCGUCUCCCACUUUACCUCUUCCAAGACUCGGUUCGCCUUUUGAACCUGGCAAGGACAAUUCAGCCUCAGUCAAGCACUCGUCGCAGGGAGGCGCGACUAAAGAUUCAAACUCACCCCCAACAACCAAUUCUCCUGCCAAACCAGGACUUGCUAGCCAUUCUAAUGUGUCACCGAGACGCCAUAGCCCGGAGGUUCGCGUAAACAGCAGGAUUGUCCAGCCACACAAGUCAGCCAGUGACACGCAUAACAGUCCCGACAGACUGACUGACCAGACUGGACACAUCGAUCAAAAGGACCAAGAAUCUCGCUUGUUCGGCCUUAGCAAGCGUCAAAGACAGGACAACCACGAUCAUCUGACAGGCUCACCAAAUGCCAAAAGACCACAGAUGGACCCGUCAUUGAAAAAGAAGAGAGAUGGAUCUUCUGGAAUCAAGGCCAAGUCCCCACGUAGCCGUGAGGGUAGCGCGCCGGAUGCACCCAUUGAAAUUAAGGAUUCGCAAGAGAUGGAAGUUGAGGGCCCUGGACUGCGUCCUCCUUUGCAGCCUCGUGCCGACAAACAUCAUAUGCCAUCAUCGCAACCACCGAGACCGAUACAGAUGCUUCAGCCCUCACCUUCCUUUGAGGAAAUCCCCCCGCCACUACCGCGCAGCAAGAUUGUCGAGUCCGGUAAGAAGGACACAUCAACUGGUGGCCAGGUCGAUGACGACUACGAGAAGGACCAUGCUCGUCGGUCCAGAGCACCAGACCCAAGCCAGCCCAGCCAAAACUUGCAACGCAGCGAAGAAGGGACUGAUGAUACUGUGGAAGCAAUCUCACAAUCCACCGACCAAAUGCAGUUGGAUGGGACUCAAGAUAGUACUAUAGUGCGAGAAACACCUGAGCCAGCGAGGAGUCCCAUCACCACAAAAGACAAGACAAUAUAG
This is a messenger RNA of Bipolaris victoriae FI3, 4137 nucleotides long. RefSeq lists its product as hypothetical. Bases 1 to 4137 code for a protein of 1378 amino acids. Gene Ontology annotation, biological process: protein desumoylation. Gene Ontology annotation, molecular function: SUMO-specific endopeptidase activity. The record is from RefSeq and is a predicted model, not a curated record. Lineage: Eukaryota; Fungi; Ascomycota; Dothideomycetes; Pleosporales; Pleosporaceae. The transcript has 8 exons. Gene Ontology annotation, cellular component: cytoplasm; nucleus.